UCUUUUUGGCUCAAACUCCCUCUAUUUAAACAACUAAGCUUUUCUUUUUCAUCAUAAGUUUCAAACAAUAAGAAAACAAUAUUAUUGUUAUCAGAUAAACAGAUGGGACUAUCCUUCACCAAACUUCUUAGCAGUCUGUUUGCUAAGCGAGAACUGCGAAUUCUGAUGGUUGGUCUUGAUGCUGCUGGUAAAACCACAAUUUUGUACAAGCUCAAGUUGGGUGAAAUUGUCACCACCAUUCCCACCAUUGGUUUUAAUGUAGAGACCGUUGAAUACAAGAACAUUAGCUUUACUGUGUGGGAUGUUGGUGGGCAAGACAAGAUCCGGCCUUUAUGGAGGCAUUAUUACCAAAAUACACAAGGGCUCAUCUUUGUAGUGGACUGUAAUGAUCGAGAGCGUGUGAUGGAGGCAAGAGAUGAAUUGCACAGGAUGAUGAAUGAGGAUGAAUUGAGAAAUGCAGUGCUCCUCGUGUUUGCAAACAAGCAAGAUCUUCCAAAUGCCAUGAAUGCAGCCGAGAUAACUGACAAACUUGGUUUGCAGUCUCUUCGACAAAGACACUGGUACAUUCAGAGCACGUGCGCUACAUCUGGAGAGGGCCUAUACGAGGGACUGGAAUGGCUUUCUAACAACAUUGCUAAUAAGGUGUAAGAAAUAUCUGGAUGGUUCUAUCAUUCGGAGCCAAUCAACCGUUGCAGGCAUCACCUUUCGCCUGGCUGUCUUUUGUUGCUCAUUUACUCUUUCGUGAAUUACUUACCAUAUGCUUGUUUUGAUGAUGUACUAGUGUCCCAGAGCCUUGCCUUCAGAGGAUCUGUGUUUCAUACUUGCUUGUAAUUUGUAAAGAUGUGAAAUAAACAGUGGCCUUAUACUUGAGCAGAUUA
Messenger RNA from Daucus carota subsp. sativus, 878 nucleotides. RefSeq names its product ADP-ribosylation factor 2. Gene Ontology annotation, cellular component: cytoplasm. The coding region runs from base 103 to 648 and encodes 181 amino acids. Gene Ontology annotation, biological process: vesicle-mediated transport; intracellular protein transport. The transcript has 6 exons. The record is from RefSeq and is a predicted model, not a curated record. Gene Ontology annotation, molecular function: GTP binding; GTPase activity. Lineage: Eukaryota; Viridiplantae; Streptophyta; Magnoliopsida; Apiales; Apiaceae.